Molecule: messenger RNA, 1660 nt
Organism: Brassica napus (rape)
Lineage: Eukaryota; Viridiplantae; Streptophyta; Magnoliopsida; Brassicales; Brassicaceae
Product: protein CUP-SHAPED COTYLEDON 1
Exons: 3
Coding region: 26-979 (317 amino acids)
Biological process (GO): regulation of DNA-templated transcription
Molecular function (GO): DNA binding
Source: RefSeq, a predicted model, not a curated record
UUUGGAGUAAAUUAAAGAACUAUAAAUGGAACAACAAGAUCAUCAGCAGCAGAAGAAAGAAGAAGAGGCUUUGCCUCCAGGUUUCAGGUUUCAUCCAACGGAUGAGGAGCUAAUCUCGUAUUACUUGGUUAAUAAGAUCGCUGAUCAAAACUUCACUGGAAAAGCAAUCGCCGAUGUUGAUCUCAACAAGUCCGAGCCUUGGGAGCUUCCUGAGAAGGCGAAAAUGGGAGGAAAAGAAUGGUAUUUUUUUAGCCUACGCGACCGAAAGUACCCGACGGGUGUGAGAACAAACCGAGCGACCAAUACAGGAUAUUGGAAAACCACAGGAAAAGACAAAGAGAUACUCAAUAGCACAACCUCAGAGUUGGUUGGAAUGAAGAAGACUUUGGUCUUCUACAGAGGAAGAGCUCCUCGUGGGGAGAAGACUAGUUGGGUCAUGCAUGAAUACCGACUUCACUCCAAGUCCUCCUAUAGGACCUCAAAGCAAGACGAGUGGGUAGUGUGUAGAGUGUUAAAGAAAACAGAGGCAACCAAGAAAUACACAAGCAAUUGUAGCAGCAGCACAAGUCAUCAUCACCAAAGCCACACAAGAGCCUCAAUACUAUCAACCAACAACAAUAAUCCUAAUUACUCAUCGGACCUCCUUCAACUCCCAGCACAUCUACAACCACACACAAGCCUCAAUAUCAACCAAACCAUCAUGGCUAACGCGGUUCACCUAGCCGAGCUCUCUAGAGUCUUUCGUGCUUCCACAAGCAGUACCAUGGACUCUGCUCAUCAGCAGCUAAUGAGCUACAGCCACAUGCCCGUCUCGGGGCUCAAUCUCAACCUUGGUGGUGGAUUGGUCCAGCCGGCUCCUCCUGCGGUGUCGCUUGAGGAUGUUGUCGCUGUUAGCGCUUCAUUCACUGGCCAAAAUGGGUUUGGAAAUGUGGAGAUGAGCCAGUGCAUGGACUUGUAUGGAUACUGGCCAUCUUAUUAAUUAGGAGCUAUCACUUUAAAGUAUGGCUUUUUCUAUUGUUGGUCUGAAUAAGAAAGUCAUACUAGUUUGUCAUACUUUUUGUUUUUGUUAUUGCAUUUGUUUUGCUGUUCAAAGGAAAGAAUUAAGAAUCCAAGACUAAUCACACCAAUUAUGUUCUGGCUUUUAUAACAAUUUCUUUUGCUUACAAAUAAAAUAAGAGUUGUAGAUUUCUCCUUUUUUCAUUUUAGUUACCACAAAGUCUCCGAAUACAGAAUUGGUACUAGUACCUGAUCUGGUACGUGAAGUUUGAGACAUUGCUCUCACCAUUUAGUACGGUUGAUAAUAUUCACACGAAAUAGUGUUGAGGUUCAUUAUAGUCAUAUGAAAAACAAGAAAAAAAGUAUAUAUCCAUACUUUCCAAGUUCAAAAUGUUACUUUUAACAAAAUUUGUUUUACUGGAACAAAUAAAUUUUGUUUAUAAAUGCAGACGCAACAGCAAAAUGAUAAAACGAGAGUGAUGGCUUUUGAAGAGUAGUUAGUACAGCAAGUGCCACAUGAAUUACAAAAUACACAAACCAAGCCUUUAAUUUACUACUGAGAUAUGUCUAACCUUCUCUGUAUAAAAAGACUGAAAACUUUAUCCAAAAGGCAUCUUGAAAAAGCGAGUAAAGAAACACUUUUGCACAGAGAGCUUCAACAAAA